Molecule: messenger RNA, 1989 nt
Organism: Colletotrichum chrysophilum
Lineage: Eukaryota; Fungi; Ascomycota; Sordariomycetes; Glomerellales; Glomerellaceae
Exons: 2
Coding region: 1-1989 (662 amino acids)
Biological process (GO): endocytic recycling; retrograde transport, endosome to Golgi; Golgi to vacuole transport
Cellular component (GO): GARP complex
Molecular function (GO): syntaxin binding
Source: RefSeq, a predicted model, not a curated record
AUGUGGCUUGAUCGGCUCGCAGCCCAGUCGAACCCGUCUCCUUCACCGUCGCAGCCCGGCAGCCGUCCCUACUCUCCCCUGCCGCGACGAACCUCCAACAGUCCCUAUGUCACCUCUCAACGACCCGGCAUAACGCCAAGAGGCUCUGCCCUCUCCCUCGUUUCCAAUGACUCUUCCAACUCGUUUCUGGCCUCCCGCAAGGUCAACGGGUCCGGCCUCAAGCAAUCGCAAACUACCUACGAGGGACCCGAUUCGGUCGAAAUCCUGGGCCAGAUCCUGGAUACCCCCUCAUUGCCAACACCCGGCGUGAAUGGUACAGCCGGGGCCAUAGCUGAGAAGGAUCUCGAGUUCCAAUUCGACUUUAAUGGAAUGAGUCUGCGUGAGCUGGCGAGCUCCGACACCACGGCUACGGACGAUGCCGAUGGCUACCGCCGGCAAACCGCAGAAGAAUAUGAGACCAGCAAGGCCCAAUUUGAAGAUCUGCAUCGGUCCAUCGCAGCUUGCGACGGCGUUCUCAGCUCUGUCGAGACGAACUUGACGAGCUUCCGCAACGAUCUCGCGACGGUCUCCGCAGACAUAGAAACUCUGCAGGCCCGCUCGACAGCCCUCAAUGUCCGACUUGAGAACAGAAGAGCAGUGGAAAAGGCGUUCGGACCCGUGGUUGAGGAAUUGAGCGUCUCCCCCCAUGUCGUCUCCAAGAUAUCGGAAGGUCACAUCGACGAGACAUGGGUUAAAAUGCUAGCUGAAGUGGAUAAACGUGCAACAGCAUACAAGAAGAACACGGCCAGUCCGCGGCAGAGUAAAGCUUGGGCUGACCUCGGCCCUCUAUUGGAGAAGCUUACCAUGAAAGCCAUCGAAAGGAUACGAGACUUCAUUGUCGCCCAGAUCAAGGCGCUCAGGUCCCCCCACAUUAAUGCCCAGAUCAUCCAGCAACAGAACUUCCUCAAGUUCAAGGAUCUUUUUGCAUUCUUGCACAAACAUCACUCAAAGCUUGGUGAGGAAAUCAGCCAGGCUUACAUGAAUACUAUGAGGUGGUAUUAUGUGAAUCAGUUCACUCGAUACCAGAAGGCUUUGGAAAAGCUGAAACUACACACGUUGGAUAAGAAUGACGUCCUUGGACACGAAGAAACAUCACGAAGAGCCACAGUUUUAUCUGCAACAAAGCCGGUUGGUCCGCCGCACGAUGCUUUUAACCUGGGGCGCCGCAUCGACCUCUUGAAGACGAGCAAUCAAUCCGCGAUAUCAUCUUACUUGGCCGAGGAGGACCAGACCACUCACUACCUCGAAGUUCCUUUCAGAAACUUCAAUUUGGCGCUCAUUGACAACGCCACUGCAGAGUAUACCUUCCUAGCCGCCUACUUCUCACCGCCGCUUUCAUUAGCAGCAGUGUCGCGGCAAUUCAACUACAUCUUCGAACCGACCUUCGCUCUCGGUCAGACAUUGACCAGGACGUUGACGAAUGAAACAUACGACGCUCUGGGUCUACUUCUGUGCAUCAGGCUCAAUCAGCACUUGGCGUUUGAGCUACAAAGACGCAAGAUUCCCGCCGUUGAUAGCUAUAUCAACAUGACUACCAUGCUCCUAUGGCCUAGGCUACAGGUUGUCAUGGACCACCACUGCGAGUCGGUCCGGCAACUAACCAAUAUUCUGCCCACUAAGCCCAAGGCUGCGGAUCAGAACAAGCUGUCUGCAGCGCCUCAUCUCGUCACCCAAAGAUUUGGCCAGAUCCUACAGGGUGUCUUGACGCUCAGCGCCGAGGCGGGUGAUGAUGAACCCGUGGUCACUAGCUUACGGCGGUUGCGUUCAGAAGCGGAAGCCUUCUUGACUCGAUACAGUCAAUCCUUCGGGGACAAGCGGAAGCGUGAGCGGUUUUUAUACAACAACUACUCGCUGGUUUCGACCAUCAUCAGCGAUGUGAGUGGGAAGCUGGCUACGGAACAACAGGAACAUUUCGAAGAACUCAAGACGGCAUUCCAGGAGGGUGCUUAA